Acaulospora colombiana is the source of this 196-nucleotide messenger RNA. Lineage: Eukaryota; Fungi; Glomeromycota; Glomeromycetes; Diversisporales; Acaulosporaceae. The record is from the annotation of a GenBank genome assembly.
AUGGCUAUUUGGGGAAGAAGCGAGGAUGUUGAUUUGGGCGAUGUGACAGAAAAGUUGAGUAUUUUAACGACAAAGUUAUCCGAAUCCGCAUCAGUUCUUGCCGAUAAGUAUGUUCAAUACCGUACGCAGUUGAAAGAAAUUCGCAGUCGUGAAGAAAAAAUGAAAGAGCAGAGGAUCAAAAAGGAAACAUUAUGGA